Messenger RNA from Pipistrellus kuhlii (Kuhl's pipistrelle), 5942 nucleotides. It is a transcript of the gene WNT5A, whose product is annotated as Wnt family member 5A. The record is from RefSeq and is a predicted model, not a curated record. NCBI's taxonomy places the organism in Eukaryota, Metazoa, Chordata, Mammalia, Chiroptera, Vespertilionidae. The transcript has 5 exons. Bases 1340 to 2482 code for a protein of 380 amino acids. Gene Ontology annotation, molecular function: cytokine activity; frizzled binding. Gene Ontology annotation, cellular component: extracellular region. Gene Ontology annotation, biological process: cell fate commitment; neuron differentiation; canonical Wnt signaling pathway.
CAGCCUGCCUGCCUGCGGGGCUCAGGAUCCAUCGCGAUCGUGGGGAAGGGCUGCCGUGCGCCCCGCGACCGACGACGCCGCCGCCUCCCCGAGCCCGGCUCCGAGCGGCCCCUCCGAGCCAGCGCCUCCCGCCGCCGCCGCCGCCGCCGCCGCGGGGCCCUCGCCCGCCCGCCGCCCGCUCUCCCGCCCCUCGGGCCCGGGCGCCGGCCAUGGACCUCCGGAGCUGAUCGGCCGCCGCGGAGCCCCGCGCCCUCCCCAGCCCCACGCCCUCGGUGCCCUCGCUCCGCAUCGCUCUUCGCCCUGGAAAAGGCGGGGGAUCAAGGGGGGGAUUCACCCGAAGAGAGAAAGAAGGGGGUGGGGAGGGGAGAGCCGCCCGUGUCUCCCCUGGGGGCGAUCGCCCCCCGAAACCACCGCACCGCACAGGCAGAACGAACGUCCGGGGGGAACGGCUACCCAUGUCUGCGCUCCCUUUUCUGCCAAACCCUAAAAUGAAAGGACAAAAGUUGGCGCUGACUCUUGCAGCAGCUCGGAUGGCGACUGGUGCGUUCUCAGAGGCAUCUCCCGGAGAGAAAACCGUGCGCGCCUGAUUGUGCUGGGGCUCCAGCGCUGCGGAGUGUGUGAGUGUGUGUGUGAGUGUGUUUGGGUGUGUGUCUGUGUGUGUCUGUGUGUACACAGACGUCCGCACACUCGCGGCCCCAGGAUCAGCGCCUGGAAGCAGACUUUUCGGCCACAGACUCGGAGAGGAGGAGCUGGAGACCAGGAGGGCGUGAGCCGCCCGGAGUUUGCAGAAUCCGUGGUGUGAAUGAACCGGGGGCACCUGGGCGCGCGGAUCACCCCCCCCCCCUUUCGCCUCAGGCCAUAGUUGAGUAGCGGGGCAUUUUUUUUAAACCCUCUUGUGAAGAAUUUUUUUUUAUUAUUUGUUGUAAAGUCUUUUGCACAAUCACGCCCACAUUUGGGGUUGGAAAGCCCUAAUUACCGCCGUCGCUGAUGGACGUUGGAGAGGGAGCGCCUCGCCGCGGAGCAGUCGCCUGCGCGCCCUCGCCGGACCCGCGGCUCCCUCGCUGCGCCCCGGCCCGGCCCUGUCUCUGCCGCGGGCCGCCGGGCUCCCGCGCCCCCUCGGACCCCGGGCGCACCCCAGCGCCGCCCAGGCUCGGGCCCCCGGACCCGGGCUCCAGGAACCGCUCCGGCCCCGACUCUCCGCGCCUGCGGGACGCGCCCAGAGGGAGCCCGCAGCUCGGCGUCGGAUCGGCCCCCCGGGCUUAAUCGGCCGCCCCGCUUGGAUUUCUCCGCUGCCCUGGCUCCGGUGGCGACUUCCUCUUCGAGCCCCCUCCCCCUCGCCAUGAAGAAGCCCACUGGAAUAUCAAGGCCGGGAGUUGCUCUGGGGUCGGCUGGAAGUGCCAUGUCUCCCACGUUCUUCCUCAUGGCUUUGGCCAUAUUUUUCUCCUUCGCCCAGGUUGUAAUAGAAGCCAAUUCUUGGUGGUCGCUAGGUAUGAAUAACCCUGUUCAGAUGUCAGAAGUAUAUAUCAUAGGAGCGCAGCCUCUCUGCAGCCAGCUGGCAGGACUCUCUCAAGGACAGAAGAAGCUCUGCCACUUGUACCAGGACCACAUGCAGUACAUUGGCGAAGGCGCGAAGACGGGCAUCAAGGAAUGCCAGUACCAGUUCAGGCACCGGCGGUGGAACUGCAGCACUGUGGACAACACCUCCGUGUUUGGCAGGGUUAUGCAGAUAGGCAGCCGCGAGACGGCCUUCACGUACGCGGUGAGCGCCGCGGGGGUGGUGAACGCCAUGAGCCGCGCCUGCCGCGAGGGCGAGCUGUCCACCUGCGGCUGCAGCCGCGCCGCGCGCCCCAAGGACCUGCCCCGGGACUGGCUGUGGGGCGGCUGCGGCGACAACAUCGACUACGGCUACCGCUUCGCCAAGGAGUUCGUGGACGCGCGCGAGCGGGAGCGCAUCCACGCCAAAGGCUCCUACGAGAGCGCGCGCAUCCUCAUGAACCUGCACAACAACGAGGCCGGCCGCAGGACAGUGUACAACCUGGCCGACGUGGCCUGCAAGUGCCACGGGGUGUCCGGCUCCUGCAGCCUCAAGACGUGCUGGCUGCAGCUGGCCGACUUCCGCAAGGUGGGCGACGCCCUGAAGGAGAAGUACGACAGCGCGGCGGCCAUGCGGCUCAACGGGCGGGGCAAGCUGGUGCAGGUGAACAGCCGCUUCAACUCGCCCACCACGCAGGACCUGGUGUACAUCGACCCCAGCCCCGACUACUGCGUGCGCAACGAGAGCACGGGCUCGCUGGGCACCCAGGGCCGCCUGUGCAACAAGACAUCCGAGGGCAUGGACGGCUGCGAGCUCAUGUGCUGCGGCCGCGGCUACGACCAGUUCAAGACCGUGCAGACCGAGCGCUGCCACUGCAAGUUCCACUGGUGCUGCUACGUCAAGUGCAAGAAGUGCACGGAGAUCGUGGACCAGUUCGUGUGCAAAUAGUGGGCGCCCGCCGCUCGCUUGCCUGCCACCCAGCCCCGUUCCCAGGACCCACUUAUUUAUAGAAAGUACAGUGAUUCUUUUUUUUUUUUUUUUUAAUAUUGUUCUAUUCCCCCCCCCCCCCCCCCCCCGAGAAUUGCAACCGGAAGCAUUUUUUUUCCCUGUUCCCAUCUAAGAACUCUGUGGUUUAUUAUUAAUAUUAUAAUUAUUAUUUGGCAGUAAUGGAGGGUGGGAACCAAGAAAAUAUUUAUUUUGUGGAUCUUUUUGAAAAGGUAAGACUUCUUUUGACGGUGUCGGAGGAGGGGGAGAUAACACAGACCCUGACUUAGCUGUGUGCACAUCCAGAGGGCAAAGGAAAUAUGUUUUUUUCUGUCAGCCUCGGGGUUGGGCAGGGCAGGGAGCGUCCAGCUGGAAGGGGUUGGCCCAAGUCUGUGCUCCACUCAGCCUCAGUGACCAAAAUGCUCUGGUGAAAGGUCUUGAGAAAUAAACACACAAGCAAGCAGAAUGAGGCCCCCUCCCCUCUCUCCAGGGGCUACCAGCCUGAAACAUUGUCAAAAUGGUGAUUUAAAACAUAAGAGCGAGAAUCUCAUUUCCCUCAAAGAAAAAAAAAAAAAAAGUCUAUCAUGGAUCUCAUGCUUCUCCGACAUUCCAUGCACAGAUGGUCCCGUUCUAACAGCUACUGAAACUUGGGAGCAGGGAGGAAAGCCUCAGAAAGGGGGAAGAAAAAAAACCUUAAAAACUCCUAUAUAAAGACUGAUUUGAAGCUGUUACAGGAAUUAGGUUAUCAGAUUGGGAAAGCAUCCCCCGAAUGACUCUGGGUUGUAGGCGUUUUGUUUGGAGAGGGGGCGGGGGAGGUUGGCUUGAAUCUAAAGGAAAAUAUACUGUAAUUUUCUUAGGGACACUUGGUUAAUAAAUGAUAAUAAUCAAAAUAAUAAAUGGAUUCCAUUCACAGACCUUCCGCCCAAACACCAAGGUAACUGAAUGCCGCUCAGCGCUGCACCAGAGCAGAGCGCCUGUUUGCAGGGGAAGAGGGAGACCCGACCCACCUCCCACUUGACCCCGAGCCCAGCCUGUGCCCUCCUCGCCCCGCUGAGGAGGUGAGGCCAUUCCGUGUCCAAAGGCAGCUCCACUGGGUCCCCAUGGGUUGCAGGAUAGGAAACAAACCAUUAGGAGCUCUGCUUGCAAAACAGUUGCUACUUAGGGAUUUUCCCCCCCAAAAAAACUUGGAUUCCAAGGAGCCGUAGUUUCAUGUUUUCAUGACAUUCCUUGGCUGAUGGAGUCCACAGGGGUGUUGCAGGGUGUCCUGUGUGUAGGCUCUGCACUGGAGCUUUUCCUAGGACACUGAAGGCGAACCCUAAAACUGUUCCUACUGGACCUGAGCAGUUGGAUGUAUAAGGGAGGGGAGAAAUGUGGUCUAAUGGUGCCUGAUAUCUCAGUCUCUUGUACAUAACACACACACACGCAUAUAUACAUACAUAUGUAUAUAUAAAUAUAAAUAUUAUUAUAUCAGUGCAGCCAGUGGUUUAGAAUUACACGUUCCUCCCGGGUUGUUUCUCGGUCUAGAACAUGGUUGUCCUUUGUUGCGACCCAUUGGGAUUCUAACAAGGGGUUUUCGAGUUUAGCGUGGGCAGUGGCCCUGGUGUGAUGCCACCGUGAGCAUCACUAAGCAGCCUCGGGUCUGAGGCAUCCGGAAGGCCUUCCUCCCUGACAUGGGUGUUGGUUUGAAGAUUUCUUUUCUCUCCCUCCCUGCCCCUUCCCUCUUCUGCAGCCUCCAUUUCUGUACACUUUCCUGAAAGGGCAUUACUCGUUCGUCAUAGUCUUGGAAAUGAAGAGAGAUUCGAAACUAGAAAGCAUAGUCAUCAUUUCUCUCUCCUUCGUUCUGCAGAGCAGAAACGGGUGCCUGGUAGAUUUGUAGUACCUAGUUGAGUCCCUAAGGAAAAUCCAGCUCAUGACAUAGACAACUCUUUCCACAAAGUGCCAUCCAGCGUGUUCUCUCAGACUUGCAGGAUUUAAGGAGUUUGGAAAGGUACACAUCUCUUACAGCCAUCAUAGGCUCGGUGGCCUUCACCUCUCCUCAGCCAUAUGUGGCUCUUAAUUUAUUGCACAAGGAUAUUCACUUCCCCUCAGUUGCAGUGACCUGCAAGCAAAAGAUCUUGAAGUUAAAAAGCACUAAUUAGUUUGAAAUGUCACUUUUUUGGUUUUUAUUAUACAAAAACCAUGACGUUUUUAUUUGCUAAACAAGAUUUUGUUCCUUCUUAGCGAUUCAUGUUUAUGAAGAGAGUUAAGUUUAACAAUCCUAGUUUUUAAAAGAAACUAUUUAAUGUAAAAUAUUCUACUUGUCAUCCAGAUAUUAUGUAUAUCUUCUAUGGCCUUUAUUCUGUACUUUUAAUGUACAUAUUUCUGUCUUGCGUGAUUUGUAUAUUUCACUGGUUUAAAAAAACAAACAAACAUCAAAAGGCUUACGCCAAAUGGAAGAUAGAAUAUAAAAUAAAAUGUUACUUGUAUAUUGGUAAGUGGCUUCAAUUGUCGUUCAGAUAAUUCAUGUGGAGAUUUUUUGAGAAACUAUGAGGGAGAGGUUAGGGUGACUACAUGCUAGCAUAACAGAAGAGCAGAAUUUUUUUUUUUUUUUUUUUUUUUUUUUUUUUUUUUUACCAAAAGCCAAACUAUUUGGAAGCUUCAAAUGAUUUCUAUAUGUAACAGAACAAGAGGGGAAUUCUCUUUUCCUAUAUAUGUCCCUCAAAAAGUCAAGCAGAUGGCGCCAAGCUGGGUAUAGGAUUGCUCGCAUUCUUUUAGCAUUAUGCAUGUAACUUAAUUGUUGUAGAGCGUGUUGCUGUUGGAGCAUCUUGGAGGACGGAAAGGCACAUCUUUUUCCCCAGGACCAGCGUUUCAGACCCCGGAAGGGUCUCUGUGUUUACCACUGCCAGGAUUGCACCUCGCUAGUUGAAGUUACUGUGGACUUUUUGAGUGUCUCUGUUCCCCUUUGAAAGCCAUUCCGUGAAAAGCAAGCCUCAGUCUGCAGAGAAUGAAAACUCAUGGGAAACUAAAGGCUCGCUGUGUGAAGUGCAAUUAAUACGGGUUCUUGUGCUUCCCAAAGGGGCACGCUGAAGGCUGGCCAGCGCUGCCCAGAUGGAUACGUUAGCCCUUCGCUUUUUUUUUUCUUCCUUUUCUUUCUGGAUAACCUUGUAACAUAUUGAAGCCUUUUAAGGAUGCCAAGAAUGCAUUAUUCCACAAAAAAAAACAGUAGACCAACAUAUAGAGUGUUUAAAAUAGCAUUUCUGGGCAAAUUCAAACACUUGUGGUUCUAGGCCUCACAUCUGUUUCAGUUUUUCCUCAGUUGUAUAUUGACCAGUGUUCUUUAUUGCAAAAACAUAUACUUGAUUUAGGAGUGUCAGCAUAUUUUUUUUUUCUCCCUUUGCAUCCUGGAAUGCAUUCAAGAUCUUCCCAAUACAGGGAAAAUUAACAA